CUGACGCGUCUAGUUCACGUCCCACCACAAAGUCUUCAAAUAUCCUUCUCUUCCUUUAGCACUACAACAUGGGAAAUACACCUUCUGGAAUACCACCUCCCGGCCAGGGCCAAGGGAACCAGCAAUCGGACAAGGACAAAAAGGAACCGCAGAAGAAGAAAUGGGAACCACCACUACCUACGAGAGUAGGAAAGAAGAAACGACGUGGCCCUUCUGCCGCCUCUAAACUUCCCGAUGUUUAUCCCACCACUCGAUGCCGUCUGCGAUUAUACAAAUUAGAACGUAUAAAAGAUUACCUACUUCUCGAGGAAGAGUUCAUCCAGAACCAAGAGCGUGCGAAGCCUGAGUCUAGGGAGGAGAAAUUUGAGGAAGAUCGGUCGAAAGUGGACGACCUGCGAGGAAGUCCUAUGGCUGUAGGAACGCUAGAGGAAAUCAUUGACGACGACCAUGCAAUUAUCAGCACAGCGUCGGGCCCGGAAUUCUAUGUGACUAUAAUGUCCUACGUAGACAAGGAUUUGUUGGAACCCGGAUGCCAAGUUCUACUUCAUCACAAGACACAGUCUAUAGUCGGUGUUCUCCAGGACGACGCAGACCCCAUGGUUAGCGUUAUGAAGCUCGACAAGGCGCCUACGGAAAGUUAUGCGGAUAUAGGUGGUCUAGAUGCGCAGAUACAAGAGAUCAAGGAAUCUGUCGAGCUUCCCCUCACACAUCCUGAGCUUUACGAAGAGAUGGGUAUCAAGCCUCCAAAGGGUGUCAUCCUGUAUGGCGUGCCCGGGACAGGGAAGACGCUUCUCGCCAAAGCUGUCGCGAAUCAGACUUCUGCAACGUUCUUGCGAGUUGUGGGUUCAGAGCUGAUCCAGAAGUAUCUUGGAGACGGUCCUAAACUCGUCAGAGAACUGUUCCGUGUCGCAGAAGAGCAUGCACCUAGUAUCGUUUUCAUUGACGAGAUCGAUGCUAUUGGUACCAAGCGUUACGACUCGACUUCUGGAGGAGAGCGUGAAAUUCAGCGAACCAUGUUGGAACUUCUCAAUCAACUGGAUGGGUUCGAUACCCGCGGUGAUGUGAAAGUUAUAAUGGCUACCAAUAGGAUUGAGUCGUUGGACCCCGCACUCAUCCGACCUGGUCGUAUUGACCGUAAAAUCGAAUUCCCUCUCCCCGAUGUGAAGACUAAGCGCCACAUUUUUAAACUCCACACAUCUCGUAUGAGCCUUAGCGAAGAUGUUGAUCUUGAAGAAUUCGUAAUGACGAAGGAUGAUUUGUCCGGUGCUGAUAUUAAGGCAGUGUGCACAGAAGCGGGUUUAUUGGCGCUGAGAGAACGAAGAAUGAGAGUCACGAAGGUGGACUUCACGUCAGCCAGGGAAAAGGUUCUAUAUAGAAAGAAUGAAGGCACUCCUGAGGGCUUGUAUUUGUGAUUAUGCAAAACCUACAAGUUGCCCGUAACAACCCCCCCCCCCCCCCUCUACCGGGUUUGAAUGCCUGUAUGAAGGUCCAAGUCCAUUACCAAGAGGGUCAGUGGUAAGCCUCGGCGCGAACUUGAAUCAUUAUUAGUCCUAUCAUCCCCCG
Molecule: messenger RNA, 1563 nt
Organism: Marasmius oreades (fairy-ring Marasmius)
Lineage: Eukaryota; Fungi; Basidiomycota; Agaricomycetes; Agaricales; Marasmiaceae
Gene: RPT2
Product: ATPase of 26S proteasome regulatory subunit 4
Exons: 7
Coding region: 69-1412 (447 amino acids)
Biological process (GO): proteasome-mediated ubiquitin-dependent protein catabolic process
Cellular component (GO): proteasome regulatory particle, base subcomplex
Molecular function (GO): proteasome-activating activity; ATP hydrolysis activity; ATP binding
Source: RefSeq, a predicted model, not a curated record